CAAGUGUUACCCCAUUUCAUUAAGGCUUCUCAAUUCACUUUCUUUCUCACUCGGUUUCUCCAGCAUCGCCUCCCUGCUGUUCUUUCUGCCUCUACCUGUUGGUCCCUCUCCCUCAGGCAUUCCCUUCUGUCUCACAUUUCAUUUUGAUGCUUAAAGAUUAAUUGAGGCGAGGAAAUGGCGGCGAGCUAUGUGUGGAGAAAAUAUGCAGAUUAUUUGUACACAAAGUGGGAGAAAACCUAUCUCUGGGAUAUGGUUGAACCUUACCGAAGACCUAAAUCCUUCACUCCUGUCGUAGUUACUUAUAUCUCUGCUUUCUAUACUGGAGUUAUUGGCGCUGCCAUCACUGAACAACUCUACAAGGAAAAGUACUGGGAAGAGCAUCCUGGGAAAGCAGUUCCUCUCAUGAAACCAAAGUUUUACGGGGGACCGUGGAGGGUAAUGGGGGGUGAGAUUCCGAAAUAUGAGUGAAAAGCUCUCGAGGCAUGUGUCAUGUUUAGUUCCAAUUCUUCACAUCUCACCACUGUUUAUAGUUAAGGACUGUUUGGUGUCAAUGAAAAUGCACUAUUGCAAUGUAAUUUUAUAACAAAAUCUUUAUCAUGUCUGAGUGUUUUCUUUUCUCUUGGCUCAUGAUAUUGCUGAAAAAUAAGAUAAUUUGAUUCUAAUGUACAUGAACUUGUUUAUGGGAUAACUGUUUGACUAUUACUUUUCUCA
This is a messenger RNA of Medicago truncatula (barrel medic), 711 nucleotides long. RefSeq lists its product as uncharacterized. The transcript is spliced from 3 exons. Lineage: Eukaryota; Viridiplantae; Streptophyta; Magnoliopsida; Fabales; Fabaceae. The record is from RefSeq and is a predicted model, not a curated record. Bases 175 to 468 code for a protein of 97 amino acids.